Molecule: messenger RNA, 1338 nt
Organism: Lottia gigantea (owl limpet)
Lineage: Eukaryota; Metazoa; Mollusca; Gastropoda; Lottiidae
Exons: 10
Coding region: 1-1338 (445 amino acids)
Biological process (GO): nucleosome assembly; DNA replication-dependent chromatin assembly
Cellular component (GO): nucleus; CAF-1 complex
Molecular function (GO): protein binding
Source: RefSeq, a predicted model, not a curated record
AUGAAGGUUAUAACACCAGAAAUAUCUUGGCAUGAAAGAGAGCCUAUAUAUAGUGUAGAUUUUCAAGGUGGUAAUCACAGUAUUAUAAGAUUAGCCACUGGUGGUGUAGAUAAGACAGUGAGAAUAUGGAGUGUUAAAGUGGACAAUGAAGGAAAAGGUGAAAUAGAAUUUCUAAGUAAUUUAAGAAGACAUACAAGAGCAGUAAAUUGUUGUCGGUUUUCUCCUAAUGGUGAAAUGUUAGCAACUGCGGGAGAUGAUGGUGUAAUUAUAUUGUGGAAAUUAAGUGAUACACCAACACCUUCUAAUAAUAUAUUUCAAGAAGAAGAUGCUGAUAAUAAGGAAACUUGGGUGACACACAAAAUGCUCAGAGGUCAUAUAGAAGAUGUAUAUGAUUUAUCAUGGUCUGCUGAUGGCAAGUAUUUGGUAUCUGGUUCUGUUGAUAAUAGUGCUAUAGUCUGGGAUAUGACUAAAGAAACAAAGUUAGCCAUAUUUAAUGAACAUAAAAGUUUAGUACAAGGUGUUGCCAUGGAUCCAUUAAAUGAUCUAGUUGCUACAUUGAGCACAGAUAGGUCUUGUAGAAUUUAUAAUAUAAACAGUAAAAAUUGUAUCCACAAUAUAUUUAAAAUGGUGGCACCCAAUACUCCUAAACCAAGUGAUGGUGAAAAUAAAGACAACAAACCCAAAUCUUUCCGGAUCUUUCAUGAUGAUACCAUGAGAUCAUUUUUCAGACGUUUGACCUUUACUCCAGAUGGAUCUUUAUUAAUAACACCAGCGGGAUGUGUAGAACGUGGUGAAAAACUAAUCAACGCUACUCAUAUAUUUACUAGAACUUCCUUUAACAAACCAGCCGUGUAUCUACCUAGUGUUGAGAAAGCUACAAUAGCUGUUAGAGUCUGUCCUACAUUAUUUCAACUACGCAAAAUUGGUUUUAAGCCUGUAGAAGGUAUGUUUUUGAGAGAGUUGCCUCCCAUUACAUAUUUACCAUACAGAAUGGUAUUUGCUGUGGCAACAGAAGAUUCUGUUCUAUUAUAUGACACACAGCAAACUACUCCUAUAGCUUAUAUUGGUAAUAUUCAUUAUCAUCAACUCAGUGAUUUAACUUGGUCUAGCAGUGGAGAAAUGUUGGUAGUGUCCUCAACUGAUGGAUUUUGUAGUAUUGUUACAUUUAAAACUGGGGAACUUGGACAGAUCUAUGUUAAAGAGACUGAAAAAACAAUAGAAGACUCGAUAGAAAAAAUUCCUAUAAAAGAAUCUAUAGAAAAAGAAAAGGUCUGCAAAGUGUCUUCUAUCAAAUAUGUUUUUUAUUUUAAAUCUAGUGAUUUUGGAAGUUUUUACUAG